AUGCCUCGGCCAGACUUCACGCGUCUGACCGAUACUCCCAACUUAGCGGAGCGAAGACAAAGAUCGACACCAACACCAGUGCGGGUGGGAGAAAACAAGCCGAGGAUGGAGAAGAAUAUCCCCAAUCGGCCUGUGCCAGAGGCCGCACCCUAUCCCGUAUCCCCCCUCAGUCCGAUGGAAAUGUAUGAGGCUAGUGACAUGAGAGUCAGCGAUUAUUCUAGCGGGCAGCAUAUCACUUCACCCUCAAGGCCAGAUCCGCUCAGACUUCGAGCGGAUGCAGACUAUCAAGAAGCCGUGCCUGGCAAUGGCAACGUGAUGGGUAUGUAUGACUCGUUGGUACAGCACCUACCGGAAGUGCCUCGCGGGCAUGGACACCAGCCACAGCGAUCCAAAAGCACUCUCGACGGGUUUAGUCGUGGAGACAAUUCCAGUUCUUAUUCUCGCUCGCCCCAGAAGGGAGCAUCCAAUUCUCGAGAAGUGAAUGAUAGCCCGCCUUUUUCCCCAUUCCCUUUCUAUUAUCGUGAAAAGGGUAUCCCCGUUGAGAAAAGAGGAGGGAAGACGAUGAUUGGGGAAGGAGGUUGGUUGGAGCGGACAGAUGUCAAGCCAGACACGGUGGGCCAGGGUGCGAAGAAACCAGGGAUCCUGGAUGGGAUCAAGAAAAUGGCCAAAGACAUUUCCGAGUUCCACCAUUCUGGGCGGCGGUCCAAGAAAGUUCCAGGCACCCAGAUGGCCGUUUCUCUUGAUGCGAGAGAGCAGAGUCUAUUGUAUUGUGAAUUAGAGUUCCAUCUUACCAAUUCUAUCAAUGGCUACAUUGCAGGCGAGCUGGGCAAGGGUCGUUUGGAUACGGACAAGCUGAAGAAAAUCAGUGAUGCUUGGCUCCAGCAAGGCCGUCCAAAGGUCGUCGGCUUUCGAUACGAUCUAGAAACACAGCUCGAUCUAGUCAACUUACACAUUGACGAGUUUGUCUUCCAUGGGCGUCGUCAAGGUAAUCCAGCAGAGAUUGUAGGUCUUCUACAUUCGAUGAAGACGAAUGCCCGAGCUAUGAGGGUGCGGACCUUCUGCCAUCCAGACGCAGUCAUUGCGAGACAGCUCGUGGAUACCCAGUCGUUGUUCAAUCUCCUUGGUGUAAGUAAGAGUGAGCACAUGGCACUUGCCGAGAUUGGACAAUUCUUCAAAGCCUGCAUUGAGAGAGAAGAUCAAGUGAGCAGAUGA
Molecule: messenger RNA, 1212 nt
Organism: Clonostachys byssicola
Lineage: Eukaryota; Fungi; Ascomycota; Sordariomycetes; Hypocreales; Bionectriaceae
Source: the annotation of a GenBank genome assembly